CAAUUUCUCUCGGUCAGUCUGUUAGAGUCGAUCAAACGUUGCAGAUCUAUUACUUUGCUUUUUGCCUGUGCUGGAAUCAAUUCCGGGUCGCUAUUCGAGCUGAAACUCCGCGAUUCAAUCAACGUUGAAAUACUGUCUGUGCGCGAGACGCAGCCACAACAACAUAGAAGGUGUCGUGUUAAUCCUGCUCAUCUGGUGUUUAUAUCGGAAAGGAAGUGAAGUUCACCAAAGUUACACCUUCACGCUCAAAUUAGCGGAAUCUGAUACAGAAUGGUGCAUGUCCUGUCCUGAAAUCGAUAAAUUGUCUAUAGUUGGGAAAAAAAACAGCCGGUUAAAGAAGUGAAAGAGCUUACGGCUUUACGCGUGACAAGUUUGCAGAUUACAGUGUAUCCACUUGGUGACAGGUGUGUGCGCGAUACGCAUCGGGGAGGAACACGUUUGUGCUCUGGUGAAACGUGAUUUUGCCUUACGGCGCAAUUCCAUAUGUAUAAAUUCUUUGUUAAUUCGAGCGUUAAAUAUAUAAUAAAAUAAAGUGUUGAGAGAGGAGCAAAUUCGAAAAGCUGUUUGCGAGUUUAUAUGGUUUGCUUGCUCGUACGGGCAGGCUCGGAAAUAAACGUGCGAGGAAGUGCGGAAACGAGUGGACACUUCAGCCGAACCAGUGAAGCCGGUGUUUGUUUGUUGCUUGAGCUAUCAACAAUAACUAAUUUCAUGUGUAAAGUAGGAAGCAAAAAGAACUCGAUUCUACUGGACAAUAAAAAACGUGUUAGACUGUUCUUUCGCAAGCCACGUUACACGCAUUACUGUUCCGUUUGGUACAUCAUAGAGUCGGCAGCGGCAGCAGCGGAGGAGAAAACAGCGAACGGCGCAGAUCGACGGGCACGGAUCAAUUGAAGUAUUAUUUCGACGACUCUCCAGCUAUCUCCACCAGUUACAUUUGCCUCCCGUUGGCCCUUCCAGCUGCUGGAACUUGUACAAACGUCUAAAUCUAUUCGUACAGUGCCUGGAAAAGUACUGAAAGGUGAUCGGUGUUAUCCUUGUGAUCUCGAUCGUGCUUACCAGAGGCAGUUCUUCAAGAAGCCGCAUUCCGUACAACUAACCGGUUAUAUGCUAUACCUCGCUGCGUCCGAUUACAACGCUUUACAUAAUUUCCAAUCGAAUAUUGUCUCUAGUCUCUGUUACGGUACCUGUGCCUGAAAAAGCUGCUAAUGUGUGACUUCGGUAUAGCAGACGAUUCAAGUGUACAAAGUGCCCGAGCUGUCGAUCGCUUGAAAACCAAAUCACGUGUGUGGUAAUGUGUUUGUGUACUGCUUGAAGCAACAGGAAAAUUAAAGUGCUGUUACAGUUGAUUAUUGACGCAGAACAGAACUGAAAGCGAGGCACAGGAAAAAAAAUCGGUACACAACACCACCGGGGAGAUUACAGUGAUACCGGUUUCCGCUUUGUCCGACGGUGUCCUGCUAGAGUUUGAUCGAGCAGAACUUUCAAAGCGAGCGGCUGGAGCGUGUCGGUCAACUUGGAGGAGAUCGGAUACAAUAACACCUGAACCGGGAAGUGGCAAUAAAUUGGACACCAAGCACUUCGAGUAGAACAGUCUCUACAACAUGGAAGGAUAUUGGGAGGCAGCCAACGGUCACGCACCGCAUCCCGUCAAGUAUGAGAGUGAAGCAUCCGUGCCCGGAUAUUCGUACUGCAACGAGCAGCUCAAUUUUUCGACAACUAAUACCACAUACAGCGAGGAUGAUGCCGAUUUUGCGCCGGGACGACGCGGUAAAACAUCCAGGCAAGACCCACUAUCACAUCGAAUCAUAGAGAAACGGCGACGUGAUCGAAUGAAUUCGUGUUUGGCAGACCUCUCACGGCUCAUUCCCCAGCAGUACAUGCGAAAGGGCCGUGGACGUGUGGAGAAAACCGAGAUAAUCGAAAUGGCAAUUCGACAUCUGAAGAACCUCCAGAACCAGGAAUGUGUUCGCGAAUCAGCAUGUGCCGAGCAGUACCGGCUAGGCUAUAACGAUUGCCUUGCCGAGGCUGCGAAAUUCAUACUGCGAGAAAGGGGCGAUGAAAUGUGCUAUCGGAUGGUAACUCAUCUGAAAGAGCACUGCAACGAAAUCAUGAAAGGUGAAUUAAUGAAGUCUCGAUGUGGCCCUGAAAUCCCAAAUGGGACCAGCCCUGUGUACCUGCAUCCAGGACCAUUGUCACAGCUGCGCGACAUGUUGUCUUGUCCUUCGGAUGUGGAACACAGCAGCAAUGACCACCACGACGUGAAAGAUCUCAGCUUCCGUAAUAACAUCAAUGGCAACAACAGCAACCCACCGCAAGCUGCUGUGAUCACCUCAACUGCUCCUAACAUGCAGCACUUGGACACAUCUAGCAACCACUCAACUAUUGACUUCGAUGCUUCUUCGCCAUCUCGCAUUUCCACCAGUUCCACCAGUGGCCAGAUGCAUCACAGCCAGCAGGACAAUAACAACAAUAUCAACGCUCAGCACGAGAGUGUGCUGCGAACAAUUCGCAUGCGAAAGUUCUCUGAAACAUCGCCGGAACAUGAGCAUAGCCAUAACAGCUAUAAAUUCAAAAACUACAUUCAGCAGCGUUUCUCCCAAGACACCCACCAUGGUCACGAGAAUGGCCAUUUGACCGAUGUUGCUCACAGUCCUUCUUCCAUGCACGAAGACCAUCCAAUGACCGAAGUGCCUCUGCCGCCUCCAGCGAAUUCUUCCGUAAAUGGAGUUGGCUCAAAGAAUAAAGCCGAUUGUUUCAAUGCCAGCAGUGGAUGUGACGAACCGUUAUCUCUGAAACGAAAAGUGUCGUGUUUGGAGCAGCCAUCCCCUGCGGCACUAGCAUCCCGCGAAGAUCGCGAAGAACUGCUAUUGGAUCGGAAGCUAAGGAAUGGUUUCACCGACAUCAAAAACGAACACGCAGCGAGAAGCACUUACACUUCAUGUGCCGUUCCAAUUUUCGCCUGUCACACCCAAGGCUUCUAUAUUCCAUUGAACGUAGACUAUGAAACGUUACUGCCAUAUCUGAAUGGAAUUGAUUUGUUUGGAAAGACCCAUCUACAGAUGCCUUCGCUGCAUCCCAUCAGCAUCAGCGUCAACUAUGCUCCUGCCAGCUUGAUGAAGUCCGUCGCCAACGGAUUAUCAACAGCUAGCAAAACCAAACUCGUCGAGGGAAUGGUCAACGGUUGCUAAAAGAUCAAAUACGCCAAACGCUUGUAACCAAUCUAGUGAAAAUGUAAGGAAUCAGUCACAAAACCAUUAUUUUUAUCUACGAUUGUAGUGAAAAGUGAGAGUAAUUUUUCCCCGUUCUUCCAUGCGACUAUCCAUGCUUCAGUUCCAAGCACUGUGUGAAAUCCAAACACAAAAUCAAACAAACAUUAUUAAGUGCAUUUUCAACGAUUCAUCGUGCAUGUGCAUGUGCAUUUCAAAACCUUCUAGACAUGAGAGAGGUUGCCAUAAUUGGAGCUAUUCAAAUGACAGAAGCAAAUUUAACUGUUCGCCUAGAACAAUUGCCACCAACAGAAACAAAAAGUGCUUCGAAAAUAGAAUUGUUCCAAUGCUAUCGCUGAAAAGAACCAACUAACUGAUAGAUAAAUAACUAAGAAACACACAGUAAGUGUACAUGAAUAUUCCAACUCAGGUAAACGACAUUUCUCACAAGUAGAAAAAAAAACUACAUAUGCGGCAUAGAUAGCGAAUGGAACAUCGAAUCAAUGCAAACGAUGUUCAAACUCAACCGUCGUAGGAAAUAGAUAUCCAUUUAGAGCAAAAAACGAUGCAUGAAAGAAACAAUGUAGCAAAUGAAUGAGUAUAUUAUGUGAGCCAUUUUCUUAUUUUUAUGAGUUCACAUAAUCAGUGACUUCACCACCCACACAAUCCGAAGCAGGUUAUGUUUCGUGUAAUUUUAUAUUACUGAUAGUUAUAUCAAAAUCUUUUAAUCUGUGAUACUGAUCAACAAACGAUAAACACAAUGUAGAAAUGCAGCGAAGAUAAGUUGGAAUGAAAAAGAUAGCGAGAGAAAACAAAUACAGUUGAACUGUAUCAGAUCACUAGGACAAGGAAAAUGGGAAUGGAUUGUAAUAACCAGUCAGCUUCUUUUCGUACUGUAUAUUUGUGACUUUGAGCGUAAGCGAAUGAUAGAAACGCUUUGUUUUCUAUUAACAAACAAACAAGUGCUGUAAAUAUAAUGGAAAAUAAACCAAACAAUUUGCCAUAAAACAAA
Toxorhynchites rutilus septentrionalis is the source of this 4218-nucleotide messenger RNA. RefSeq names its product transcription factor cwo (gene cwo). Gene Ontology annotation, cellular component: nucleus. Gene Ontology annotation, biological process: regulation of transcription by RNA polymerase II; regulation of circadian rhythm; regulation of neurogenesis. The transcript has 4 exons. Bases 1602 to 3188 code for a protein of 528 amino acids. The record is from RefSeq and is a predicted model, not a curated record. NCBI's taxonomy places the organism in Eukaryota, Metazoa, Arthropoda, Insecta, Diptera, Culicidae. Gene Ontology annotation, molecular function: RNA polymerase II cis-regulatory region sequence-specific DNA binding; protein dimerization activity; DNA-binding transcription factor activity, RNA polymerase II-specific.